CACCUCUGUUGUGAGAGAACGGAACCGGAGGAAAAAAGUAUCCACGUAUAUCGAACGCUUCCAGUGAGGGACAAUUACACGGAUAUUGCCAUUUCAAUUCAAGCUUUUAAAGGGAAUACACAUUCGAUUUUCUUAAAGAAAAUAACGGAAUUCAUAGUGGCGGGGUAAGUGUAAAUCCUAUUCACAGGACCCAUUUGUUCAAGGAAGGGAAGAAAAUGGAGUUGGAAGACGGAGUAGUGUACCAGGACGACCCGGGGACAUCGGCUAUGAUGUCGGAGCGGGUAUCGGGCCUGGCCAACUCCAUCUACCGCGAGUUCGAGAAACUGAUAGGAAAAUAUGACGAAGAUGUGGUGAAAGAACUGAUGCCGCUCGUCGUGGCUGUGCUGGAGAACCUGGAUUCGGUGUUCGCGGAAAACCAGGAACAUGAAGUGGAACUAGAACUGUUAAAGGAGGACAACGAACAGCUCAUCACGCAGUAUGAACGGGAGAAAGCGCUGAGGAAACACGCAGAGGAGAAGUUCAUGGAGUUUGAGGACAGUCAGGAGCAGGAGAAGAAGGACCUUCAGAACCAUGUGGGCAGAAUGGAGUCCCACUCCCGCCAGCUGGAACUCAAGAUCAAGAACUACGCAGACCAAAUCGGCAGGAUGGAAGAGCGAGAGUCUGAGCUGAAGAAGGAGUUCAACUCACUCCAUCAAAGACACACAGAGAUGAUCCAUAACUACAUGGAGCAUGUAGAGAGGAUCAAGCUCCACCAUAUGAGUGUAGUAGAGACUUCAGACUCUGGAACGGUGGGCAGAGUCAGGAAAGAGCGUCCCAUGUCUCUGGGUGUCUUCCCCAUGUCAGGAGGGGGGUCAGUUCUGACCCCUGACCUCCAGGCCAGGUCUGAGACGCCGGGCGCAGAGGCCUGGAGAUUCAACGACCUGGAACAUCCGCGCUCCAAUGCCAGCCUCAAGCAGUUGGAUGCAGACGACCCCCCAAAGAAAAGGGAUGGAUACAGUACGCUGCAGAUCUCUUGGGGGAAUUCACUCCCAGACGACUGCAAGGACGAGCUGUCGGACCUUGGCUCGAAGUCGAUCACUCCCAUGUCCACCACGGCUUCGGACGUCGCCAUGGAAGGGGAGGGGCCAAACAGUAAGAGCAUGGAG
This is a messenger RNA of Salvelinus fontinalis (brook trout), 1145 nucleotides long. RefSeq names its product C-Jun-amino-terminal kinase-interacting protein 4-like. Gene Ontology annotation, cellular component: cytoplasm. Gene Ontology annotation, biological process: vesicle-mediated transport. The annotation marks the transcript as partial. Gene Ontology annotation, molecular function: MAP kinase scaffold activity; kinesin binding; JUN kinase binding. NCBI's taxonomy places the organism in Eukaryota, Metazoa, Chordata, Actinopteri, Salmoniformes, Salmonidae. The record is from RefSeq and is a predicted model, not a curated record. The transcript is spliced from 7 exons.